CACCGCCAGAGGGAGGGGAACCGGCGCGUCGACAGCAGAGCAGAACGGACAAACGGGUGUUGUUUUUCGAACGUGCAUGGUCAUCACAUUGAUGUGGCGGUGUGCGACAUGUUCUUGAACGACAUCACGCUGUUCGAUACGGUCGCACACGACGUGCCGGUGCGCGACACCGGUCGGCUGCAGUCUUGGUGGGUGACAACGGUGGGCGACAGGCUGGUGUAUCCUAUCCUACUACGAUCCGAUGACUGAAACCAGCAGACCGUGACAAACGGUGGGUGACAAGGCGGUGAACUUCGUCCCGCUGGGUGACAAACGGCGACUAACAGCGGGUGACAAACGUGUGACAAACGGCGACAAACAGCGGGUGACAAACAGCGGGUGACAAACAUGUGACAAACGGCGACAAACAGCGUGUGACAAACAUGUGACAAACGGCGACAAACAGCGGGUGACAAACGUGUGACAAACGGUGACAAACGGCGACAACACAGCGGGUGACAAACGUGCGACAAACGGUGACAAACGCUGACAAGUGCUGACAAACGGGUGACAAACAGCGACCGGCAAACGGUGGCAAACAGAGAGCGGGCAACGGUAACAAACGGUGGGUGACGGCGUGGUGAAGUACAUGACGUUGGGUGACAAGGGUGUGCGUGACAGGGUCGUGAAGAACUUCACGGUGGGUGACCGAACCGUGUGAGAGGAUCCACCACAGUCACCACCCCACCAUUACCAUCUCUCCUGUCCCUCACUGUGAACUCACUGUGAACGUUCAUUCGGAUCGUUGAUAGGUGAUCUCCAUCAUCAUAUUGCCUUGAUAGGUGAUCUCCAUCAUCAUAUUGCGAUCAUCAUAUUGAUCGGUAGUAGAUAGGUAGCCAUGGGAAUCAAGGGACUGACAAAGCUGUUGGCAGACAAUGCACCCCAGUCCAUGAAAGAACAGAAGUUCGAGAGCUAUUUUGGGAGAAAGAUUGCCAUCGAUGCAAGCCAAUGCAUUUACCAGUUCUUGGCUGUGGUUGGGCGGCAGGGGAGUGAUCUGCUGACUAACGAGGCUGGCGAAGUGACCAGCCACUUGCAGGGAAUGUUCAUGAGAACUGUCCGCUUGAUUGAAGCGGGAAUCAAGCCUGUGUACGUGUUUGAUGGCAAGCCACCGAAGCUGAAGGCGGACGAGCUGAGCAAGCGAACGGCUAGGCGAGAAGAGGCGGCAGAAGAUCUUGCAAAGGCUCAAGAGGCGGGUGCAGUGGAUGACAUAGAGAAGUACAGCAAGAGGACAAUCAAGCCCACAAGAUCGCAUAAUGAAGAUUGCCAGAAGCUGUUGACCCUGAUGGGAGUGCCAGUGGUGGUGGCCCCCUCGGAGGCAGAGGCAGAAUGUGUAUCGCUUUGCAAGGCGGGAAAAGUUUACGCUGUGGCGUCGGAAGAUAUGGACAGCUUGACAUUUGGCGCCCCCAGAUUGUUGAGGCAUUUGAUGGAGCCGUCAAGCAAGAAGAUCCCUGUCACAGAGUUCGAAAUCGACAAAGUGUUGGAAGGACUGGCGCUGACAAUGGACCAGUUUAUAGAUCUAUGUAUUCUGUGCGGUUGUGAUUACUUGGAAUCAAUCAAGGGAAUAGGACCCCAGACGGGGCUGAAGAUGAUCCGACAACAUGGUUCGUUAGAGAAGGUGAUUGAGCACCUUAACAAGGACAGGUACCAUUUGCCAGAAGUGUUUCCCUUCGAGGAAGCAAGGCGGCUUUUCAAGGAGCCAGAUGUCAGACCAGCGGACUCGACGAAUGAGCCCAAAUGGGGGUCCCCAGACGAGGAGGCGGUGAAAGCCUUUCUGGUCGAUGAGAAUGGAUUCAACAGCGAGAGAGUGGCAAAGGCGUUGGAAAAGAUCAAAGCUGCCAAGGGCAAGUCAUCACAGGGAAGACUGGAAUCGUUCUUCAAGCCCACGGUGAAGCCUCCUCCCAAUGCCAAUGCCGCACCACCUUCUGGGGGGGGGGGGGGAGUAAAGCGGAAGGACGCACCGGGAGAGGUCCAAGGCGCGGCCAAGGCAAAGGGCCGACAACCCCCAGCGAAGAAGGGAAAGCCUUCCAGCAAAACGGCGAAAAAAAAGUAAUGGCAAGACUGCCUGCCUUCCUGCCUGCCUGCCUGCUAAAACCUCCCGUCGCGAGUAGUCCGCAGA
Messenger RNA from Chara braunii, 2155 nucleotides. NCBI's taxonomy places the organism in Eukaryota, Viridiplantae, Streptophyta, Charophyceae, Charales, Characeae. The record is from the annotation of a GenBank genome assembly.